This is a messenger RNA of Clupea harengus (Atlantic herring), 6017 nucleotides long. RefSeq names its product formin like 2a (gene fmnl2a). The record is from RefSeq and is a predicted model, not a curated record. Gene Ontology annotation, biological process: cell migration; regulation of cell shape; cortical actin cytoskeleton organization. NCBI's taxonomy places the organism in Eukaryota, Metazoa, Chordata, Actinopteri, Clupeiformes, Clupeidae. Gene Ontology annotation, cellular component: cytosol. Gene Ontology annotation, molecular function: small GTPase binding; actin filament binding.
UUUAAAAAUCCCUCAACAUCUGGAGCGUCUCUCCCAAAAGUCCCAAUGAUUCAUCCACUCAAGUUCAGACCCCGCCUUGUUUGUCCUGGAGCCUAAGCUUGCAUCUGCCCAGACAGUUUGCUGAAAAGUGUAGCCUAAAUUGGAGAGAUAGUUUACGCUUUAUGAUGACUAAGACAUGAUUUUAUUGACCUGGGCUUAUGUUAAGUUUUGUCAAAACUAUUUCCGGAAGUAUUCUCUCGUCACAAAGUCUGCUUUUCCAUCAGUUUACUAACGACUGUUUUUUCUUGAGUAGCAUUAAGCUAAAUGACAACAACAUAACAACAACCAAAAAGUUUUCAUAAAAAGUACAUGUUGGGGGAGGACUGCAAAGACCAUAAUGCAACCGAACAAAACAUCAUCUCCCUUAACUACGGCUUUUUGGCACGCCCAAGUGGGAGGCCAAUCUGAAAAAGCUCAUUGUGUUGAACUGUGAUUGAAUGUAGUGUGCGGUGCAGUGUGGAUCCUGAACUGUAUCUGUUGGUCAGCAUUGCAAGGAUUAACAGGCAACACAGACAGGGAACCGCUUAGCCUGAAUCAUGCACAUCGUCACCAUAACAGCAAACUGGGAGUGGUGCAGAAAUUGUGCAAGAUACGGAUAAGACACGUUUUUGAUUUCAUUGCGCGGUUGCCUAAGUUGCUGCCGAAUUCCCCCCGAACGUUAUAAUGCUUGAGGAAAACUCUUGUCUUCGGAUAAGUCGCCUUUUACUGGUUGCGCCUUGUGUGUGUCGGUGUGAAGUGAUCAGGCUGGGAUAGAACUGGAGAAUUAGGGAGUUCUCCUUCCAAUAACGGAUACCUUUUUAUUUUACUCUCCGUGAUUUUUGAAGUGGAGGACGAGAAGAGAAGGGGACUGAAGUAGCCAAACCACCUUGAAACAUGGGGAACGCAGGGAGUAUGGACCAACAAACUGACUUCAGGGCACAUAACAUGCCUUUAAAACUGCCCAUGCCGGAGCCAGGAGAAUUAGAGGAACGAUUUGCAGUCGUUUUGAAUUCUAUGAACCUCCCACCAGACAAAGCCCGACUCCUGCGGCAGUAUGACAACGAGAAGAAAUGGGAACUGAUUUGUGAUCAAGAACGGUUUCAAGUGAAGAAUCCCCCACACACAUACAUUGAGAAGCUCAAGAGCUAUCUGGACCCGGCCGUCACCAGGAAGAAAUUCCGCAGGCGAGUGCAGGAGUCGACCCAAGUCCUCAGAGAACUGGAAAUUUCAUUACGCACCAAUCAUAUAGGGUGGGUGCGGGAGUUCCUCAACGAAGAGAAUAAAGGGCUGGACGUGCUGGUGGACUAUCUGGCUUUUGCACAGUUUGCCGUCACGUUUGAUGGUGAGAAUGCCCUGGAGAAUGGCACAGACGGCAUGGCCGACAAGCCCAAGCCCUGGAGCCGCUCCAUCGAGGACCUGCACGGAGGCAACCUGCCUUCCUCCAUCGGCGGCAACAGCAUAUCCAGAGCCGGGAGGCACUCCACGCUACGGUGUAACACGUUGCCGACCCGGCGGACGCUGAAAAACUCGCGGCUGGUCUGCAAGAAGGACGACGUUCACGUGUGCAUCAUGUGCCUGCGCGCCAUCAUGAACUACCAGUACGGCUUCAAUAUGGUUAUGUCCCACCCCCAUGCUGUGAAUGAAAUUGCACUAAGUUUGAACAAUAAGAAUCCAAGAACUAAAGCUCUGGUGCUGGAGCUGCUAGCUGCCGUAUGUCUCGUGAGAGGGGGCCACGAAAUCAUCCUCUCCGCGUUCGACAACUUUAAAGAAGUCUGGGCGGAAACUCAGAGGUUUGAGAAGCUAAUGGAGUAUUUCAAGAACGAGGACAAUAACAUCGACUUCAUGGUGGCGUGCAUGCAGUUCAUCAACAUCGUGGUGCACUCGGUCGAGGACAUGAACUUCAGGGUGCACCUGCAGUUUGACUUCACCAAGCUCUCUCUGGAUGAGUAUCUAGAUAAGCUAAAGCACACAGAGAGUGAUAAGCUACAGGUGCAGAUCCAGGCCUACCUGGACAACGUGUUUGACGUGGGCGCUCUGCUGGAGGACGCCGAGACCAAGAACGCCGCGCUGGAGCGCGUCGAAGAGCUGGAGGAGAGCAUGUCUCAUAUGACGGAGAAGCUGCAGGACACGGAGAACGAGGCCAUGUCCAAGAUCGUGGAGCUGGAGAUGCAGCUGAUGCACCGCAACAAGGAGCUGGAUUCCAUACGGGACGUGUACAAGGACACGAGCGCGCAGGUGCACACGCUGCGGCGGAUAGUGAAGGAGAAGGACGACGCGCUCCUGCGGCAGGGCACCCUGGAGAAGAAGAUCCACGAGCUGGAGCGCCAGGGCACCAUCAAGAUCCACAAGAAGAGCGACGGCGACAUCGCCAUCCUCACCGCGCCCGGCGUUGUCGCCGGCGGCGCCCACCUCCUGCCGCACGGCAGCGAGGGCGUGUACGCGGGGGGAGCCAUCAGCCCCGGCGGAACCAACGGCAUGGUGCUCGGCCCAUCACCACCCCCGCCGCCACCCCCACCCCCUCCCCCACUGCAAGUGCCUGGCUCAGUGCCAAAUGGGCCGUCGGCGGCCCCCGCUCCCCCUCCUCCGCCUCCGCCCCCUCCUCCUCCUCCUCCUCCUCCUCCUCCCGGUCCUGAGAUCUCGGGCCCAAUGCCCCCACCCCCACCACCCAUGGCCCCCCCUCUGCCCGGCUGUGGAACCCCCACCGUCAUCUUCAACUCAGGGUUAGCAGCUGUUAAGAUUAAGAAGCCAAUCAAGACCAAGUUCCGCCUGCCGGUCUUCAACUGGGUGGCACUGAAGCCCAACCAGAUCAACGGCACCGUCUUUAAUGAGAUUGACGACGAGAGGAUCCUAGAGGAUCUGAAUGUAGACGAGUUUGAGGAGAUGUUCAAGACCAAAGCCCAGGGUCCGGCCAUCGACCUGACCUCGAGCAAGCAGAAGUCCAUCCAGAAGGGCCCCAACAAGGUGUCUCUGCUAGACUCCAACCGGGCCAAGAACCUGGCCAUCACCCUGAGAAAAGUGGGCAAGAUGCCUGAGGAGAUUUGCAAGGGCAUUCAGAUGUUCGACCUGCGCACUCUGCCGGUGGACUUCGUGGAGUGCCUGAUGCGCUUCCUGCCCACGGAGCACGAGGUGAAGGCGAUGCGCCAGUACGAGAAGGAGCGCAAGCCGCUGGAGAGCCUGGCGGACGAGGACCGCUUCAUGAUGCAGUUCAGCAAGAUCGAGCGCCUCAUGCAGAAGAUGACCAUCAUGUCCUUCUUAGGGAACUUCACCGAGAGCGUGCAGAUGCUGACACCGCAACUCCAUGCAGUAAUUGCGGCGUCCGUGUCGAUCAAAAACUCCCAAAAGCUCAAGAAGAUUCUGGAAAUCAUUUUGGCUCUUGGAAACUACAUGAACAGCAGUAAAAGAGGAGCGGUGUAUGGUUUUAAACUCCAGAGUUUAGAUUUGCUGUUAGACACUAAAUCAACGGACCGCAAAUUAACACUGCUUCACUACAUCGCUAACGUGGUAAAGGAGAAGUACCAGCAGGUGUCCCUUUUCUACAACGAGCUGCACUACAUAGAGAAGGCCGCAGCAGUAUCAUUAGAUAAUGUGCUGCUGGAUGUGAGGGAGCUCCAGAGGGGCAUGGACCUGACCAAGAGGGAGUAUCAGAUGCACGGCACCAACACUCUCCUCAGGGACUUCAUCGCCCUGAACGAGGGCAAGCUCAAGAAACUGCAGGAAGAUGCUAAGGUUGCACAGGAAGCUUUUGACGAGGCCGUGAAGUUCUACGGGGAGAACGCCAAGACGACACCUCCCUCUGUCUUCUUCCCCGUGUUUGUGCGCUUUGUCAGGGCCUACAGGCAAGCGGAGGAGGACAAUGAGAGUCGGAAGAGGCACGAGCAGAUGAUGAUGGAGAGACUGCUGGAGCAGGAGGCCAUGAGUGAACAGGAGAACCAGAAGUCACCGUCCCAAAAGAAUAAGCGUCAGCAGCAGGAUCUGAUACAUGAGCUGAGGAAGAAGCAGGUGAAGGACAGCAGGCACGUCUACGAGGGCAAAGACGGCGCCAUUGAAGACAUCAUCACGGAUCUUCGCAAUCAGCCGUACAGACGAGCCGACGCGGUGAGGAGGAGCGUGAGGAGGCGCUUUGAUGAUCAGAACCUGCGGCCGCUCAAUAACUCAGAGGUGGUGAUGUGAGGGAUGAGAGUAUGUGAUAUGGGGGAGAAAGGGGGCGAGAGAACGAGAGGGGGAGAGGGUGAGAAAGAAAGGAGGAAGAGGAAAGGGCGGAUGCCUCAGGAUGAAGGACCGUGAACGGAUAGGGAUUGAGGAAGAUGGGGUCUGGGAGGUCACACAAUGGGGAACUCAAGACAAGCCAAGUGCCUGAACUUAAUGAUUUGUUUUUUUUCUGUGCGGAUACGAUCAAAAUGUUUUUGACUUUGUUCGGAUAUUGUGUUUACUUCAAGUACUGACUUGAUCUGGCUUUAAACUUUUUGUCAUUGUUUUCGUUUUCCUACUUGUAAAACUGGACACAUAAGAACACGGUUGUUUUUAAUGCUUUACCUCCGUUUGGUUUAACUCUUAGAAAGAACACAAUGUCAAAGACAUACUUCUGUAAGCAUGAACAUUACUCCAACAAAGGUCGCCAUACUAUGAAAUCCGAUAGUAUCUUCUUACAUUCCGGUGCCAUCGCCAUCAUGCUUGGAUCAUUCCAAGUGCUCGAGCAGCACUUCAAAACAACAUUUCCCCCCUUCUAUUCAAGGGCUACUUUUUAUAAGAGGAAUAUAUCCUGCUUCCAGCCAUCCAAACCAGUACGCUUAAGUCGAAGUGCAGCAUGUUGUAUGUUUGUAUGUAACACACCAGGCAGACGUUCUGCUGAAGCAGGAGGAGCAGAGGAAGUGGCAGAGGGAGCGCAGGAGAUGAUGGGUGGGGGGGGGGGCAGAUGUAAGGGUUAGGGUGGAUGGGACAAGGCCAAUGUGGACUGUACACAAUCGCAGGCCGCCAACGCUAAGGCUCUGGCCUUGCCUUUAUCAGUGUUAACAUGGGUUAGUGGACCAAACCGUAUAAAUGGGCCGACGCUGGAGGAGCUCGUAGCAGAUCACCAUCUCAAGUUAGAGAGGGAAGUGGCCACUCAUUGAACCUGUGCGAAUAAGAACAGGAUGAAAUCAUAAGAGUGAUGGAGAGAGAGAGAGAGAGAUUAGAGACGUAGAUGAGUGUACUGUAGGAUUACAGUUCAUAGCGCUCACUGAAUUGAACACGCAAAAGGCUCGUUACAAAACCAAAUCGGGAGGAGAAACUGGAUUCUGAUUUUCCGCAGUCUGGAAAAAAAAAAAAAGCUGCCUUCAAGAAUGGAGGCACUCGUGUCCACCACUCAUGAUUUUAUUGUAUAGUAUUUAACCACUAAGACCAUUAGCCAUUCAUUCCGUUCAGCUACACUUGAUGGGAGUGCCAGUCCAUAUCACCAUUAAGUUCUAUUAAAUACUACAAGUGAAAACAAACAAAAAAAAUCUAAAUGUACAGAUAUUUUGCUACAAAAUGUUUUUUUUUAACUUUUACCUUUUAAUCCACUCAUUUGCAAAAAAGGAUAAUAUUGUACAUAUUGUUUAAAACAACACCCUGUGCUAUACAUCUUGAAUGUUAUUUUAACUUAUAGUUUUUUUUGUCGUUUCAUUUUGUGUAUUAAAUUAAGCUGAGAACAUGAAUCUGGCUAAUAGCGGGUUGAUGGAAGCGGUCAUGCAUCAUGAUCGACCAACAUCACGGAGGAAUGGGACAGUUUGUCUGGACUACAAAGGUUGUAGAGGCCAUAAACAUUAUAGUGCAACCAUCUGCUGUCUUAACACAUUCAACUUCAUCCUAUAGACUGGGUUAAUAACUGGCAUGUUUUUAUUUUAUUUUGUUUUGAUCAGAAAUGUAUUUUAGCCAGUAAAAAAUAUGUGUAUCACAAAAAUACUUUUUAAUAACAGAUCUCUAAGUUAGAUCCAUGAUUUCUCAAUGACUAUGAUUAAAUAAAAGUAUUUACACUACCAUAA